AUGACAGCAAGGAUAGAAUGCCUUGAAGCUAGGCUGGCAUACAUGCAAGAUGCUAUUCGCCCAGCAUCGCUUCUUCCCAUCGCCCAUGACAGCGGUCAAGACUUGCAACGAAUCGAUGGCCCUGCAGCCAAGAACACCCUAGCCGAGGAACGAAGCCAAUCAGAUGAAGACAAACAAAGCAGAGUGCAAGUCAUGACUACCGUCCUCGAGCCUCAAGGUCAGGUACCGGAGCUGAUCCAACGCAUCCAAGACUCCCACGGAUGUCCACAGUAUCAGGAUGUUGUGGCUUCAGCCCUGAAUGAAAUUUUGCGGCCAACAGAUCUCAAUGUCUUGGAACAAGAACCAGAUCCAGCUUUGUUACAUCGUCUCCCAAGAUACGAAGAGACAAGAGCAUUGCUGGAUGAGUUUUUCUCGCGUGCGGCUCCGUUCUGUCUUUUGUAUGAUCAAGAACUGUUCCUGCAAAUUGUCGAGUCACUAUACGGACGUGGGAUUCCGCCAGCUGCUGAGGUUUUCGCCAACAUCAAUAUCGCACUUGCAAUGUGCCAUAUUACUAGGAUGACAAGAGCUCCUGUCCCUAGCCAGGAAAACAAGAAGGCAUGGAUGCGCUUCAGAUACGCUAUUUCAGUCUUGCCGCAACUGCUUAUGACUGGAGUGACAUUUGAAGUUGUUCAAGUCCUGCUGGGAAUUGCAACAUUUCUUAGCUUGAAUGGUGAUACCGAAACGGCGUUACCUCUGAUUACAGCCGCACGAUCUUUAUCUCACCAACUCGAACUAUUCAGAGAUAUUGCUGGCACAAGUAAGACGCACAAUACUCUACGAAGACGAAUUUUCUGGAUGACACACGUUAUGGAAUCUAGGGCGUGCAUCCGAAGUGGAGUAGACCCAACACAUAUUCUCGACAACAUUGAUAUGGAUACACUGGAUCGAGCUAAGAAAGAUCUAUGGAUAGUCAAGGAUGAUGAGCAGCAGAGCGAAUUCAUUCAAGCCUUGAUCUCAUUGACGAUAAUGACUGGUCAGGUUCCGAGCUUGGCACAGCAUCAAGCCGAACCACUAUCAGCUCAAACUGGAGUACACAAUAAUAUAGCAGCAUUGAACUCCGAUUUGGAAUUGUGGAGACGUAGAUUCGGCCUGCUUUUGACAAGCGAGGCUCAUAAGUGGGACGAUUCGCAAGAAAUUUCCCGUCUCUGGAUGCAGAUAUCUUACUUUCACAUGUUGAUGAUCGUGGACACGAAGCCGUGCUAUGCUCAUCGAGGUGCUGAUAUGGCCCCCGGGUCAGAAUUCUCCAACUACGACGACAGUAUCACGACCAUCACUGGUGCAGAAGCCAAGUGCAUCGAGGCCGCUCGAGCUUUGUUAGAGAUGGCAAGGCAUAUUCCACGGGCAGAUCAUUAUUGGACUUGGAUCUUGAUUCAUUAUGUCUUCGAAGCUUCAUCAAUUGUAUUUGCUCGAAUUUUAGAAGAUACGCAUUCUCCGGCUUGUGCGGAAGAUCUCAGACGACUCGAGAUGGCUGAGCGACUAUUCGUGGACUUGGUGUGCUACACCCAAGGCACAAAAGGCAAUGUACGCAAUUUUCAACGGCUCUGCACAGGCCUCAAGAGAAUUGCCAGAGAUGCAAUCAAGAAAGCCGCGGAACGCAUGGAUCAACCAGCGCAAGACAGCGUCUCAUGGCUCCCAGACUCGUAG
This is a messenger RNA of Truncatella angustata, 1683 nucleotides long. RefSeq lists its product as uncharacterized. Lineage: Eukaryota; Fungi; Ascomycota; Sordariomycetes; Amphisphaeriales; Sporocadaceae. The coding region runs from base 1 to 1683 and encodes 560 amino acids. Gene Ontology annotation, molecular function: DNA binding; zinc ion binding. Gene Ontology annotation, biological process: DNA-templated transcription. The transcript is spliced from 5 exons. The record is from RefSeq and is a predicted model, not a curated record.